UGCUCUUCUGUCUUUGGCAACUGUAUCACUGUGCUCAGCGGUUCUCUGGAGACAGUCUUGGUCCUUUCCGGUGGUUUUCUGAUGUUUGCCAAGCCUCUGUGCUCUAGGUACUUCUGUGGCCUCAAUGCUUCUCUGCUGCUGCCUUCAAAUGGCUGUCACCUGGGCCUUCUGUCUUGCGUCUUGGAUGAGAACACUGGACACUGGACUCAGGGUGCACCAGGAUAACCUCAUCUCAGGAUCUACAAAGACCUUCUUUCCACAUAAGGAAGGCAGUCCAGUAAGGCAAAGGAAACCAUUUUUUGAGAGGCUCCGUAGACUAGAAGAGCAGUUUCAAAGAUUCCAAGAGGUCACCCUGACACACCUGCAGGACAUUGCAAACAACUACAAUGUGUCCUACAACGUCGAUGUCCAAUUCCAGAGGCUGACAGAAGAGAGCCGGGCUGUGGCUCUGGCAGUCAACAGGUCUCAGGCUGCCGUACAGGUGGAUCUGGCCCACCUAAAGACUUGGAUGAGGCAGACCAAACGCCGAGGCCGAAAAGUGGAUGCAAAGCUGCAGGCCUUGGACCAUGCUCUGAGUGUGAAGAGCAGGCAGCAGGCUUGGGAGGGGAAGGACCAGAUAGCACAGCAGGAUGCUGUCUCACACCUGGCCCUGGAUGUGCUUACCCUGCAGAACACACUGGCCCACCUGGCACAUCAGGUCCGUAACCAGAGCACCAGGCUAGCUGCUCUUGAAUGGCAGCUGCAAGUGGCCAACCCUGACACGGCAGCACAGGGGCUGAUCCUGGCCCCAAACCAGCCUGUGCAGCCAGGUCUGAGCUCCCCGAAACUGCAUCGGGAAAAGCAGGCAUUCAGGCCUCCACUCAAACACAGGAAUCCAUCCCAGGAUCUUGCUGCCACUCUGCAGGGGACACAGAAGCCCUCAUCCUUAAACAGCCAUUGGGCAUCUGCUGCAGCCCCAAAAGACUCUCCUCAUCUGGCAUGGCCGCCCCAGGGAACAGGAGAAAUUUGCAACACAGGCCCUGUGUUCGUUUUCCCGAAUGCCUCCACUGAAAAUGUGGUCUUCCUCAGCCCUGGCUUGCUCAAGGGCCUACGAGCCCUGUCCUUCUGCAGCUGGAUCCGCAUGACCUCUGGCUACCUGGGCACCCUCCUCUCCUAUGCCACUGAAGAGAAUGACAACAAACUGGUGCUGCAUGGCCGAGACUCCUUGGUCCCUGGCUCCAUGCACUUUGUGAUUGGAGACCCAGCCUUCAGGGAGCUGCCACUGCAGCUGCUGCUGGACAGACAGUGGCACCAUAUCUGUGUCAGCUGGACAUCCAUCCAAGGCAGGUACUGGCUCUACGUGGACCGCAAGCUAGUUGCCACCGGCUCUCACUUCAGGGAGGAUUAUGAGAUCCCUCCUGGGGGAUCCCUUGUGCUAGGCCAGGAGCAAGACAGUGUAGGGGGUAGUUUUGACAGUGCUGAGGCCUUUGUGGGGAGCAUGUCUGGCUUGGCCAUCUGGGACCGGGUGCUGUUGCCUAGAGAAGUUGCAAACCUUUUUAUAGGGAAAGAGCUCCCUAUAGGUGUCAUCCUGACCCUAGCCAAUGUCACAUCGGUAGGUGGAUUUGUACAGAGAACCGAAUGCCCUUGCCUGGAGCAUUGUCCAUGAGGCCACACCCUGCAGGCCAGUGAGAGGGGUGAGCCCCUUGCCUUUCCCAUCCUCAUUGUCCUCAGCUAUGCAUGCACACCUGGGCUCUAGGUAGGAGGUGGGAAUGGUCAAGGAAACAUCUGCAGUAAGAGAGUGUACCCUAGGCAAGUUCAGGGUCCAUAGGCUGUGUCCUCCCAUUUCUGCAGCAUUCUUCUUCUUACAGGCUGCACCUUCAAAGUCUCUGGUCACUUCAUUCUUUGUAAUAUGACAUUAUUUCACCCUGGCUUGCACCAGCCCAGCAGGAGUGCUAGAUCCCAGCAGGCCUCUCCUCUCGGUGUGCCCUUUUAGUGAUAAAGGGCCAGCUGGUCAAGGGCCCCAGCUGGUCAAGGUUCUCAGAAGAUGCCCUCAUUCCUUCUAACUGUAGAGAUGGCCAUUUGUAUCAUCAUUGCUUUCUCUCAAGGCAACUUAGGUAGGCUCUCCUCUGGCUGAUGGCUAUUCCAGCAUCUCUUGGAGAAAGGAUGUAAGAGUCUAAGAGGCUGACCCUUAAGACUACAGCAUCUUUCACUCAGAGUCCUGGUGGUUCCCUCAAAGAUGACUGGUCAGUCCUUUUCUGUUGUCCUGGCAUGGGUGGUAAGUCUGCCAGAGCCACCAUUAAGAUGGAUGAACAAUGCCUUUAAACCAACUCGUAAGGUAUAAUUUUCAUAUUAUAAACUAUCCCUUUUAAGUGUACCAUUUAAAGACUGUAAUAAAUAUAUUGAAUUAUACAGUCAUCACUAUAAUCUACUUUUUGAGUAUUUCAGUUGCCCUCUAAACACUGCCUGUUAAUGAUCACUCCUGCCCCCAGCCCCUGGCAACCCCAUCUGCUUUCUACCUAUAGAUUGGUCUGUUCUGGGUAUUUCAUAUAGAUGGAAUCCACAGCCUGUAGCUUCUGUGUCAAGCUUCUGUCUUUCAGCAUCACAUUUUCCAGGUUAAUCUAUGUUAUAGCUGACAUCAGUACUUCACUCCUUUUUGUGAGUGAAUAAUAUUCGAUUGUAUGAAGGGACCACAUUUUGUUUAUCUACUUAUUACCUGGUGGACAUUUAGGUUGUUUCCAGUUUUUGGUUAUUGUGAAUAAAUCUGCUGAAUAUUCUUAUCAA
Chinchilla lanigera (long-tailed chinchilla) is the source of this 2760-nucleotide messenger RNA. It is a transcript of the gene Ptx4, whose product is annotated as pentraxin 4, long. Lineage: Eukaryota; Metazoa; Chordata; Mammalia; Rodentia; Chinchillidae. The record is from RefSeq and is a predicted model, not a curated record. Bases 125 to 1645 code for a protein of 506 amino acids. The transcript is spliced from 5 exons.